Messenger RNA from Meloidogyne enterolobii, 430 nucleotides. The record is from the annotation of a GenBank genome assembly. NCBI's taxonomy places the organism in Eukaryota, Metazoa, Nematoda, Chromadorea, Rhabditida, Meloidogynidae.
UUCACAAAAUAUUCAAAAAAUGCAUUCCCUAAAUAACCAAAUUUUGAUUUUUUCUUUAAUUACAUUAUUGGCAAUUACUCUAACAAUUGCAAAUAAACAUCAUAAUAACCAUAAUAAUCAUCACGGAGCAACAGUUUCUGAUAUUUCAAAAGGACUGGCUGGUUGGGUUCAGAGUUAUAAAGAGCCAAAAACUGACGAAGAAAAAGAAUUAAAAGUAAAUUCAGAAAAUUCAUCUACAAAACAGAAAGAAAGUGAAAGAUCAGCACCUGUGGAAGAAGAGGAGGAGGAAGAAGAAGAGCCAACUUGCACAAUUAAAGUUCAGAAGGUUGAAAAACAUGUUGGAAAAUGUGUUCGUCUACGAGGCAGUGUUGGAGCUUGUCAGACAGACAAAUAUUUAGAUCCACAAAAUGCGGAAUGCAUGUUCCUGUAA